CGUUUCUCUUUAAUACUAUUAUUUAUUCUACAUUCUGAUUAUUUUACAUAAAUUUCAUUUCAGUAUUUAAGAGAGCUUUUUUUUCUCUUUUUCCUCUGAAAACUUUAGGCGAAGCUGUUCGAUUUUCUUCAAGGGUACUUGACUGUGGUCGUACGCGUUUUGGUUUUGCUCUCUCCACACACGCACACACACAUAUAUAUAUAAAUCGAUAUAGUAGCUAGUAGUUAUAGUUACUGGUGAAGAAGAGGAACAAGAGGGUUAACUUAUGAGAUGGAAAAUUAUCUGAAUGAAAAUUUUAGAGCGGUGCAAGCGAAGCACUCGUCGGAUGAGGCGUUGCAGAAAUGGAGACAGCUAUGCUCCAUCGUCAAAAACCCCAAACGCCGAUUUCGUUUCACCGCCAAUCUCUCCAAGCGUUUCGAAGCCGCUGCUAUGCGCCGAACCAAUCAGGAGAAGCUAAGAGUUGCUGUUUUGGUCUCAAAAGCUGCAUUUCAAUUUAUUCAAGGAGUGCAGCCAAGUGAUUACACUGUACCAGAGGAAGUCAAAGCCGCUGGUUUUGACAUUUGUGGUGAUGAAUUGGGGUCCAUUGUUGAAGGCCACGAUUUAAAGAAGCUUAAAGUUCAUGGUGGUGUAAAUGGCAUUGCAGAAAAGCUAACCACAUCAAUAGACAAGGGGCUCAACAUUGAUGCUGAGUCAUUAAACCGAAGGAUAGGCGUUUAUGGACUCAAUAAGUUUACAGAGAGUCAAACAAGGAGCUUCUUGGUAUUUGUUUGGGAAGCAUUGCAAGAUAUGACUCUUAUGAUUCUUGGUGUUUGUGCUUUUGUGUCUUUAAUAGUUGGCAUUGUAAUGGAAGGGUGGCCAAAAGGAGCUCACGAUGGUCUUGGUAUCGUGGCGAGUAUCUUGCUAGUUGUCUUUGUCACAGCAAUAAGCGAUUAUCGCCAAUCUUUGCAGUUCAAGGACUUGGACAAGGAGAAAAAGAAAAUUUCUAUUCAGGUUACAAGAAAUGGAUUCAGGCAGAAAAUGUCAAUUUAUGAUUUACUUCCUGGUGAUAUAGUACAUCUUUCUAUUGGCGAUCAAGUUCCUGCAGAUGGAAUAUUUGUCUCAGGAUUCUCGGUCUUGAUUGAUGAAUCGAGUUUAACUGGUGAGAGUGAGCCAGUAAUGGUAACUGCUGAAAACCCUUUUCUUCUUUCUGGAACUAAGGUUCAAGAUGGGUCAUGCAAGAUGAUGGUUACCACAGUUGGAAUGAGAACCCAAUGGGGUAAACUUAUGGCCACUCUUAGUGAAGGUGGAGAUGAUGAAACCCCCUUGCAAGUAAAGUUGAAUGGAGUGGCCACCAUUAUUGGAAAGAUAGGUCUUUUCUUUGCUGUUGUGACUUUUGCAGUUUUAGUUCAAGGACUAGUUAAUCGCAAGCUGCGAGAGGGGUCUCACUGGAGCUGGUCUGGUGAUGAGGCAUUGGAAAUGUUGGAAUUCUUUGCUAUUGCAGUUACAAUUGUUGUUGUUGCUGUUCCAGAGGGGUUGCCAUUGGCUGUAACUCUGAGUCUUGCUUUUGCCAUGAAGAAAAUGAUGAAUGAAAAAGCGCUUGUAAGGCACCUUGCUGCUUGUGAGACUAUGGGAUCAGCGACAAGUAUCUGUAGUGACAAAACUGGGACUCUGACUACUAACCAUAUGACUGUUGUGAAAUCAUGCAUUUGUAUGAAUGUCAAGGAUGUCAGCAAGAAUAAUAAUGACUUGCUCUCCAAUUUGCCUGAUUUUGCUGUCAAGCUUCUCCUUCAAUCAAUUUUCACUAACACUGGUGGAGAAGUUGUGGUUAACAAAGAUGGAAAACGUGAGAUAUUGGGAACACCAACUGAUACUGCUUUGCUAGAAUUUGCCUUGUCUCUAGGUGGAGAUUUUCAGGCAGAGAGACAGGCUGCUAAGCUCAUUAAAGUUGAGCCUUUCAAUUCAACAAAGAAACGGAUGGGGGUGGUGUUGGAGAUUCCUGAAGGAGGUUUGAGAGCUCAUACUAAAGGUGCUUCGGAAAUAGUCUUGGCUAACUGUGACAAGGCUAUCAAUGCAAAUGGUGAAAUUGUUCCACUUGAUGAAGCAUCCAUUGAACAUCUCAAUGCAACAAUUAACCAGUUUGCCAGCGAGGCCCUUCGGACUCUAUGCCUUGCCUACAUAGAACUUGAAAGCGGGUUCUCUCCUGAGAAUCCUAUACCAAUUUCUGGAUAUACUUGUAUAGGAGUUGUUGGUAUUAAAGAUCCUGUCCGCCCUGGAGUCAAGGAGUCAGUUGCAGUUUGCCGUGCUGCUGGCAUUACAGUAAGAAUGGUCACCGGUGACAAUAUUAACACUGCCAAGGCUAUAGCAAGGGAAUGUGGGAUACUUACAGAUGAUGGAAUUGCCAUUGAAGGUCCUGUAUUUAGGGAGAAGAGUCAAGAGGAAUGGCUUGAACUUAUACCUAAAAUUCAGGUGAUGGCUCGAUCUUCGCCUUUAGACAAGCAUACACUGGUGAAGCAGUUGAGGACCACAUUUGGUGAAGUUGUUGCUGUGACUGGGGAUGGAACAAACGAUGCCCCAGCACUUCAUGAGGCAGAUAUUGGAUUAGCCAUGGGAAUUGCUGGAACUGAGGUGGCUAAAGAGAGUGCAGACGUCAUAAUUCUAGAUGACAAUUUCACCACAAUUGCUACAGUGGCAAAAUGGGGACGUUCUGUUUACAUAAACAUUCAGAAAUUUGUACAGUUUCAGUUGACAGUAAAUGUGGUUGCUUUAAUUGUGAACUUCUCUUCAGCUUGUCUAACAGGAAGUGCUCCCCUCACAGCUGUUCAACUUUUGUGGGUGAACAUGAUCAUGGACACCCUUGGAGCUCUCGCGCUUGCAACUGAGCCUCCAACCGAUGACUUAAUGAAGCGAACACCAGUCGGAAGAAAAGGAAACUUCAUCAGCAAUGUCAUGUGGAGGAACAUUCUGGGCCAAUCUCUCUACCAGUUUGUGAUAAUAUGGUUUCUCCAGGUUAAAGGGAAAGAGAUAUUUGGUCUGAGUGGCCCAGAUUCUGAAUUGAUCCUUAACACACUUAUUUUCAAUUCAUUUGUCUUUUGCCAGGUUUUCAAUGAGAUAAGCUCACGAGAGAUGGAGGAAAUAAAUGUUUUCAAGGGCAUAUUGGAUAAUUAUGUGUUCGUGGGAGUCCUUGCAUGCACUGUCGUCUUCCAAAUAAUUAUCAUUGAGUUCCUUGGAACAUUUGCAAACACCUCUCCCCUCACUUUUUCUCAGUGGUUUCUAAGUUUGUUCGUUGGGUUUCUGGGCAUGCCCGUUGCUGCAGGCUUGAAGAUGAUCCCGGUUUGAACCAGCCUUUAGGUGCCACUUCUUUCAAUUAAUCUUCAUUCUCAGCAGACUGGUUCUAUAUAUCAUCAAGUUAGAGAACAAGCUUAAAUUAGAAAACUUUCAGGUAUAUUUAAUUAAACCUAUGUUUGGAACCCAGAUUUUACGAGGGAAAUAAAAAUAACAAAAUAGAGGGACUACAACAUAAGCUUAACGUAACUUGGAUGACUUAAAAUUCUCCCAAAAUUAAGUUUGAAGAGAAAAUUAUAUGGAAAUGUUCUCUCUUUUCUUUAUAAUUUUCACUAUAAAUUGGGUCCAAACUGAGCCUAAGUUCUAAUUUUUCACAGUAGUCCUGUAAAUUACUCUGAUUUCUUCUUUCUUUCAUUUUUUUUUUCUUUUUCCUUAUUUCUUUCUUACUUUCGUUUUUUUUUUGUUUUUGUUAGUCAUUUCACAGAAAUUUUCUUUGUAAGGCUAGAUUCUCUUCUUUGUUUUACUAUUAUUUAUAUUUGCAAGUGACAUGUAACUGUAUUUUAUUAUGGUAAUGGAAUUGGAAUAUUUGUAAUAUUCUCCUAAA
This is a messenger RNA of Humulus lupulus (European hop), 3865 nucleotides long. Its product is annotated as calcium-transporting ATPase 2, plasma membrane-type. The record is from RefSeq and is a predicted model, not a curated record. NCBI's taxonomy places the organism in Eukaryota, Viridiplantae, Streptophyta, Magnoliopsida, Rosales, Cannabaceae. The transcript has 7 exons. The coding region runs from base 271 to 3315 and encodes 1014 amino acids. Gene Ontology annotation, biological process: calcium ion transmembrane transport. Gene Ontology annotation, molecular function: ATP binding; ATP hydrolysis activity; calmodulin binding. Gene Ontology annotation, cellular component: membrane; intracellular membrane-bounded organelle.